Messenger RNA from Saccostrea cuccullata (small rock oyster), 3464 nucleotides. RefSeq lists its product as uncharacterized. The transcript has 2 exons. The coding region runs from base 548 to 3373 and encodes 941 amino acids. The record is from RefSeq and is a predicted model, not a curated record. Lineage: Eukaryota; Metazoa; Mollusca; Bivalvia; Ostreida; Ostreidae.
AUACAUAUAUGUGUGCAUCACGCACUUGUGACGGCAAACUAAAUAGGGAAAUAUUUUGUUUAAAAAAUGAAAUUUAUUACUUUGUGAAGUUAUGGUAUAUGGGGUUUGGUUAGAUACUCAGAACUAGUCUGUGUGUAUGUGUAUGUUAUAUUGUGACACGGCAGUGACACAGUACAGCAUUAUGAACUCCGUGGCCUCGAGAAGAGGACGGAGGAACUAGCGGGGACUGAAGCAUGAAUAAUCUUUAUUGUAUUGGAUAUCACAAGGAAUUUGGAUAUCCGUAAUAAAUAGCGAAGAUAAAGUGAUAACGGAUUAUUACAUAGAAAUUGCUCAGCUAAUGCAGAUGGUGUUCUAAAAGAGGAAGUUCGCUGGCAAUAGGAAAGGAGGAAAUACAUUGCAAGCAGAUUCGCAGGGAUUUGAUUCAAUGUUAUAUCAAAAUAUAAAGGACAAGUUUCCUGAGCGACGGAGUCGGGGAAAUAUUUAGUAAGAUAACAACAAUCUGUUUAGAAGAGAAAAUAUUCACUUGUAAGGAUUUUUAAUUUAAAAAAUGGAAAUUAAUACCUUCGAGGACUUAAAUUUCGAGUCUGGAACUUACUCUCUGCCGGAUAUAAAGCAAACUUUUCCUUUGCCUGUGGUGGUUGUCUGUGAUGCCUCUAAAAGCCCUGUUCCUGUGGAUAGAACCCGAUUUAACUUUGAUCUGAGACAGCCCUUACUGUUAUACAGAAGUAGAAACAUUAAGAAAAUCAGCGCUAGGAGUGUUCACAUUGACCCCUCCUCACGAGCAUUUCACGAUGUAGGCGAGCAGCUUCUUAUACCCGAGGAUUACAAAGGGUACUUUUCUUUGUUGAAGAAGAACUACAAUAACGGUCCCGUGGACGACUUUGUUCCUCACUAUCAAGAAGUAUCAGAAGUAGCGGGAACUAACACGGAGUCAUUCCUCAUCGGAGGGGAACGUCGCGUGCAGGCCUUGCAAAUCGUUCGACGGGAAAAUGGAAGCAUUAUCCACCAACAACGCACUCUAUUUCCAGGCGAUGUUUUGCGAAAAGGAAAGAUUUAUAUUGGUGAGAAAAGGCGGAAAAGUAAGAUCUUCCGAAAAACAAAAGUCGUGGCGGAAAAGUAUUUAUUGUGUACAGAUGACGCGGAUCGAGAAAUUCUUCUUCCAUUUGACCAGAAAGGACUAUUUUACACUUUAACGACAACAUCUGGGGAUGCCAAUCGACCAGUGAUGCAGAUGAGUGAAAUCGUUGACAAGAAAUGUUUCCCGUGUAUUGUCCGUCUUGUUUAUGGCCGUAUCCCUAACACACCUUGUUCCUUCACCGGAACACUUCGUCUGGAGCGAGCAGAUCUGGAGCAAUCAGUUGUGGCUGCAACGUUAGCCAACACCCGAAAUAUUCUCCUGGAAAUCCCCACCUCAUGUGACCUACAAUUCAAUGUUGCUAUGUCUAACGAUGAUCUAAUUCGCAUGCCGUCGUAUCACCAAGCUCUGGAAUUGUGCAACGAGAAAGGGUCGAUUUAUAUGAGAAAUAUCAAAGUCUGUUAUACAAUAUCCAGUGACUCUCACAAUGAACCCCCGCUUGAUUUGCCCCUGCUCGAUAAUAAUGCUGUCGAGCUUGAACCAGUAACACACCGUAGAAAGCUCUCUAUGCAACUUUCUACUGGAACCAACGCUUCGGAAGAUUUAAGCCAUGGUUCCGAAAAUAGAUCAUCCGGCUAUGUUGAGAUGCGAUCCGUCAAAAGUGGUUCAAUUACAGGGGACAGCUUUGAUGAAGAUCUCAGAAGUAGUUUCUCUCUAUUUUCAAAAGAGAUCAAUGACAAUGAUGAACAUCCUAUCCCUUGCGUCUGUACCAAUCAAUUCUCGAAUCCAUCCUACAUAGAAGGUACAAAUGAGCCACAUCCAGAACAACCAGUUCUUCAAAUUUUCUUGGGGAACAAAUGUUUAUCUGUUGAGAUGAAAGCUGACGAUAGUUCAACCGAGUCACUUGAGGAGCCUCCUGAAAGAAUUCAAAAAUCAAAUCAAGAACAAGCACCCAAACCUUGCCUUGGUUCGGGUGGUUCUUAUGACAGCGGUAUACAAAUGGAACCAGACAAACAAGGUGGAAGGCGUCCCUCUACUCAAGUUUUCUCUGAAGCAGUACAUCAUUAUGAGGAUAACAUUACAUAUGAUGUACCCCGCUUGCCUUCUAGACGGGUCAGUGCUCCACCUGGAUGCAGCACACUACCUUCUUCAGAAAGAAGUUCAGAUAAUGCAAAGGAGGCAUUUAAUCGCCGCCCCUCGACGUGGAUGAACUCAAAUCCUCGGCGCCCACCUCCCCCAUUACCAACUACGGAAGAAAUAAUCAAUGACCAGACGUCACCAAUAGUCGCAAUAGAGGAAUAUGAAUCUGAGGAAGAGACAGCAGAUCCCGUUUAUCAGAAUAUUGCAGGUUCUCAGACAAGCAUGGAUAACUUAUUCAGGCACCGGGAGGGAAGCCCGCGACUGACGCCUGCUAGUUCUCGAUGUUCUUCGACAAGAGAUUCGGGACAUCUCUCUGAUGACUGCAUUCCUGGGCGAUCAAGCCAUAACUUUGACCGGGGUCGACUAUCGCCGAGCAUUUUUCAGUCAUCUCCGAUCGGUGACAUUCCUGAUCUUCCCCGAAGUCGGAGUAAUUCUAUAAGUCCAGGUGCAGACGAUAGUCCGAAUUCGACUUUGCCGAUCCCUUCCCUCCCUAUUUCAAAAGAGUCAUCCAAAAAAUGCAAAUGUGACAGCCAUGCUCUUUCAAAUAGCAAUUCAAAGCCAACCCUUGAGGGGGAAAUGUUGUAUGAUUCCAAGGAAGAAAACAAUAAUCUAAAGACGUCGCUAGACACAGACCCAGAUAGAUCAGGGGAUACGCAGAUACACAUUGAAAACUUGACCGAAAUAUUGACAUUGACAGAGACUAAGGACCCUGAUGUGUUUUCUGAGACAUCUUCCAAUGACAAUUUUACCUCUAAAAAUAGAAAUUUAGAACAGUAUUCAUAUACAAGUGAAUCUAACACCAAAGAGAGACAAUGUUCUGUUUCGUCUUUGCAAAGCCUCGAUAUUUCAGACGAAAACUGUGAAGAUUCUGAGGAGAGUACUUCUGCACCGCGCCGACCACCCAAAAUCAGCAUAAACAAAAAGAAGUCUAGACAGUCAAAAGAUAUUUCUAAAAUGACAGUAGAGGAACUAGUGGUAGAAUUCCGACAUGUUGGAAUAAAGCCACCGACUAUAGACCUGGUUAUGAGGGAGAGAUUAGAUGGACUCACUUUGUUAGAAAAGUAUCGGGCGCAUGAAUCCGUCCGGGACUUUAUGCCGAGUGUAGGGCUAAUUGAUCUACAGAAAAUCUCGUUAUUUAUUCAAGGGUGUAAAUACUGAAAAAAAAUCUUAAAGACAAUUUAUACACAAACUUAAUGUUAUGCUUAAAAAUUAUGUAGAAUAAAUAAUAAAAUAUAUAUGUAAAUAGAAA